This is a messenger RNA of Sipha flava (yellow sugarcane aphid), 1537 nucleotides long. RefSeq names its product acyl-CoA-binding domain-containing protein 5. The record is from RefSeq and is a predicted model, not a curated record. Gene Ontology annotation, molecular function: fatty-acyl-CoA binding. Bases 514 to 1407 code for a protein of 297 amino acids. Gene Ontology annotation, biological process: fatty acid metabolic process. Lineage: Eukaryota; Metazoa; Arthropoda; Insecta; Hemiptera; Aphididae. The transcript is spliced from 7 exons.
UCCUACUCCUGGUCAGGCGCUGGCCGAUGCGAAUCGUGCGGCUCGCACGGAACGGACGACUGCAGUGCCCUUGAUCGGCCGGCGGCGACGGUACGCCGCGAACGCGGCAACGCGUACACCCGACGCGCCGCGCCGCGCAUUCGUCGAACGGUGGCAAUAAUUAUCAUAACACACAACGUUAUCGUCGAACGUUAUUACAAUAAUAAUUAUCAUAAGGCGAGAAGAAAUUAAUUUAUUGUUGAACGGCAACGCGACCGGUGCGCGUGUGUGUGUGUGUGUGUGUGACGCUCGAGACGCGCUGCGAAUCGGUCGACGUCCGUUGGUUGUUAUUAUUUCGUUUUUAUUUCGUUUUUUCUGCGUCGUUGCCUCCACGAAAAGGGAACGUCGUCCCGGAGGCGAUACGCGUACGCGGACGGUUUUCGUUUCCCCGAUACCCGCCAACGAUUUGGUCCGUCCCGUUUUUCUCCGUAACACGUAUGAUUCGCUGCUGUCGCCGGUCGCUCUGAACGCGUCAUGUCUACGCAAGAAAAAUUCACAGCCGCCAUAAACGUGAUCAGGAGUUUACCGAAAAACGGUUCAUAUCAGCCAUCUAAAGAACUUCUGCUUAAGUUUUAUGGAUAUUACAAACAAGCCACUGUUGGACCUAACAAUCAACCCAAACCCAGUUUUUGGGAUGUUGUUAAUCGAGCAAAAUGGCAAGCUUGGGAUAGUUUGGGAAACAUGUCAAAGGAAAAAGCGAUGGAAGAAUAUGUUAAUGAAUUAAAAAAGAUUGUAGAAACCAUGGCAUAUACAAAUCCUGUGGCUGAUUUUGUUUCCAGUUUAGAUUCAUUUUAUGAAUCAGUUUCUAUUGAUGAUUUAAAAGUGGUAGUUGGUUCAAUCGAGCAUGGCAGCCUUCUGGAAAGAGUCAAUAAUUCUAAUAUUAACUCUUUAAAUGAAAUUCAAAGUAUCACAGACGCAGACAUUGAUGAAGAAUGUUUUCAUGAUGUUAUGGAAGUCAACAAUUCGUCAAUUGGAGAGCAAAAAAAAAUCAAUGUGUAUGAGGAAAACCAACACUCGAUGUCUAAUGAAUACAUUGAAAAUUUAGUACCUGACAAUCACAUUCCAAUAUCUCAACAAAAUGGAACUAAUAUGAUUGAGUUACAAACAAACGAAUUUUUAAAUGAAUUCCAAUCACAAAUAAGUAGUAUAAUAGCUACUAUGAAAUAUGAUUUAGAUGUUGUAAUAAAUCGUGUUGCUCAAAUAGAAUAUAAAUUAAACGAGAUUAAAGAAAUAAAUAAACAAAAACACCGUCAUAUGUCAAAAAGAAGUUUUUAUCAAAUGUUAAUCCUAAUGGGUUGGCCUAUCAUUGUUCAACUGAUAUUCUAUUGGUUCCAAAAGCGUAAGAUUCAAAAAUCCUUAAAAGUAUAAGCUUAUGUGAUAUUUAAAUUAAAUGGUUAAAUUAUUUUAUGUUCCAUUUACUUCACCAUGAAGUCCAAUUUAUGAUAAAAUCCUUUAUUUUUUCUUAGAGUUAAUAAUUAAAUGCUCUUACAGACUUUAG